ACAAGCAAAUCGGAAUGGAACCACAAUUCUGACCUGGCAGCGGAUCUGAGCCGCCGCCGUUACACUUUGUUUAAGGUUGUUUGUUAAGUAGGACCCAACCGUUGCGUUGUCCCAAAACUCAUCUUAUUAUUUUCUUCUUCAAACCUCUUCUAUCUUUCUGUCUGCCAACCAUCAAUGGCCGAAAGUCCGAAACCAAACCCAGUUUAACGCAACCUUCAUCAGAAGUAAAGGCACCAAAUUUGAUCGAGAGAGCAAAGGAAGAGAUUGAAGCAAUGUUGCAUCACACAGACGAAUCAAAUCACCAUUACAAGGAAACUCAUGGCUUGCGUGAAGACAUCGAUGAAAAGACCUCAUUACAGGAAGUCAAAGCUCCAAAUGUGUUUGAGCGGGUGAAGGAGGAGUUGGAAGCUGUAGUUGAAGCAAUUCAUUCCAAGAAGGAAUCUGAUCCAAUUAUUGAAAUUAAAACACAGGAAAAGGCUGAUACAAAAUCAGAAAAUAAUGGUAAGUCACCUAGAUUUCUAGAUUAUGCCAAGGGAAAGAUUAAAACAUUCAUGCACCAUGACAAUUCGCCAAAGCUUCACAACAAAGAGACUCACGGAACAAGCGAUGGCUUCGACAAUACUACCCCAGUGGACCACGUCAAGGCUCCUAACGUCUUUGAAAGAGCAAAGGAAGAAAUUGAGGCCAUUGUCCAGACAAUGCAUCCCAAGAAAGAAGAGAAGAGUCCAGUCUCCUCACCCAAUAAUAAGGAAGGCGGAUUGGCUGUGUCGAUCGGAAAAGGGCUGGAGAAAGUGUGAUCUCCUAGCAGUAAUAACAAAGACUAGCCGGGUUUGAUAAACUUGUAACAUCUCUUACUCAUUUUUAUUGACAUUUUAUUGCAAAGUUUUUAAAUAUGAAAUCAAUUUGAAUACAAACACCUACAUGGGAGGAAUUUAUAUACCAAUGCCAUGUUGAAAUAUAAUUUUCUUCCCUUCAAUGCCUGGUAUGUUGGAAGUGGUAUUUAAAUAAACCCAGAUUUUCAGAUCACAUA
This is a messenger RNA of Argentina anserina (silverweed cinquefoil), 1030 nucleotides long. RefSeq lists its product as uncharacterized. Bases 273 to 797 code for a protein of 174 amino acids. The record is from RefSeq and is a predicted model, not a curated record. The transcript is spliced from 3 exons. NCBI's taxonomy places the organism in Eukaryota, Viridiplantae, Streptophyta, Magnoliopsida, Rosales, Rosaceae.